Plasmodium knowlesi strain H is the source of this 1656-nucleotide messenger RNA. RefSeq names its product conserved Apicomplexan protein, unknown function. The transcript has a single exon. The coding region runs from base 1 to 1656 and encodes 551 amino acids. The record is from RefSeq and is a predicted model, not a curated record. Gene Ontology annotation, molecular function: ubiquitin-like modifier activating enzyme activity. NCBI's taxonomy places the organism in Eukaryota, Apicomplexa, Aconoidasida, Haemosporida, Plasmodiidae.
AUGCAAGACACAGAAAGGAAAAAAGAAAAAAUGAAAUUUAAGUUGAAUUGCGGGGAGAAAAAAAACCUCAUCAGCGUAAGCAUUAGAAAAAAUGACCAAAGUACCAGGAGCAAUCACAUAAAUGGGAGCAGCAGCCCCCAUGUGAGCAAUGCCAACACGCCGAGGAACAAUAUUAGUGGGAUGGUUAAGAGAAGCCCUUUGGAAAAAGGCCCCGUAAAGGGUGUGUCAAAAAAUAUCAAAAUAAACCUCGCGGGGUCCAAGGGCAUCAUGCAAAAAAGUGGCAUAACCACGAAUCGAGUAAACCAUGCGAACUCGAACAAUUCUGUAACAAAGGACAAUAGUAGCAGCAGUAGCGUGAGUCAUGCGAAGCAGGUUGGCGGUAAUGUCAAUUCCCCAGGAAAGACGACCACCCCGAACAACGCUAGCAGCGACAACAAGUACUACAGCUCGAACAUCAACCCCCAAGAAACCGUAACUUUCAACGAUAGUCUAAACAUGCACGACAGCCUAAGCUUUAACGAAAGUUUAAGCCUCAGCGAGAGCACCAACCUGAACGGCAGUCUGCACCUGAACGGUAGCAUGAACCUGAACGGUAGCAUGAAUCUGAACGGUAGCAUGAACCUGAACGGUAGCAUGAACCUGAACAGUAGCCUGAACUUGAACAGCAGCCUGAAUCUGAACGACGCAGGCACCAACUGUGAAAAUUUGAACGGAACUGGGAAUAGCGAGUACGUCAGUAGCGGUGGAAGCGGCGUUGCGGUAAAUGUGACAAACGCGCCAAGCGGUGGAGGGGUGCAGCUACACCACGGAAACAAGUCCCUCCUCAAAAGUAACCUAAAAAUAUACUACAAAAAUGAGUUAAUCCCUUUUUCGUUCCUUUACCAUAAAAUCCUGACGAUACUAAAGUCUCACUACACUAACCAUAUUACGAACAACCCAGACGUGGCAAACAGAGGCAUAUCAUUUUUCCACAUAGAAAACAUGUUAAUAAAUUUAGGUUUCAAAGGGGUAGACAUAAGCAACCAUUCUUUGCUAAGCUACUUGGCUUCAUCGAAGCAAAUAAAAGUUGAUUUGAAUGAAAAAAGAAUUUGCUACAUGAAUCCCUACGUAGACAUAACAAGCGUCACAUCCUUGUUAAACAAAAUAAACAAGCAUGGUUUUCUGUACGGAUACGAAAUUAAUGAUGAUUUAAUUAAUACCAAUAAAAAUAUCUACAAGUGGAUUAACACUCUGCUUUAUGAAAAGAAAGUUCGCUGCAUACGAUCGAAUAACAGCCACUUGAGAGGAAAAUUAAAGUGCAAACAUUUGCCAUCCUUUUGUGAUAUUUAUGCAAAAAAUAAAUGUGAAAACUGCUUUUACAAUUUAAAGGGAUAUAUCUUCUUCCCUCUGUCUUAUGAACACAUAGAACAGCAGCGCUAUUCCAUCACCAACGAUAUUAAAAAUCUGUGGGACGAAAUUACUCUCCCCAACCUUGAUGACAUUUUAAAAGAAUACAAAUUGAAGUCCACCAACAAAGUUUUCGUGAAUGACAAUGCCCCCAAGAGGAAAAACAAGGAGGACAAGUUCGCACCCGUCGUUAAGAAAAUGAAACGCAUUUACAACACCCACUUGUUCACUGCGGACGAGAUUAAAAAUGAGUUCAUACAGAAGAAGUGA